CUGUUUAACAGGAAACAACAGACAAAAUGUGAACAGACCUGUAUUUACAUAUUCGAAUAAAAACAUACUAUAACAUUUUAGAAUAUAUUCACAUUUUAAGACAUAUACAGCCAUAUGAACACCUAACCAUUUAAACCACCUGCCUAAUAUUGUGUAGGUCCCCUUGUGCCGUCACAACAGCUCUGAUACAUUGAGGCAUGGACUCCAUGAGACCUCUGAACCUAGCUGACAAAAGAAGGUCCCCAGGACGUCCCCAUAAAUGGCCUCUACGCACGUCCGCAGAACGUCCAUGUUUAGAGUCCCCUUGAUGUCCUACGGAUGUUCAAGGGGACGUUCACAGGAAGUUCAGUGGCCAUUCGGGAGGGGACUUUCGCUGAAAUGACCACAUUCAGUAGUGUUAUGAUUUGAUAUCCUCUGACGUCCUUGGAACAUCCGCCAGCAAACCUUAUAAACCGUACCAAAUGCGGACCUAAGUGGAUGUCCCCUGUUUGCAGACUUAAGUGGAUGCCCCCUGUUUGUUGGGAAGUCAGAGCUUAGCCUUUGUUGACCAAACCUACUGUUUCUUGGUCAGUAUUCAGGCACAGACGGGUAGGAAACUAUAGGAAAAACCACAGAGGAGAUUUUUCUGUCAUGGUUUGUGUCCACUUGUCCCCUUAGAGGAAACCAUCAUUGCAAAUGAGUACAAAGUUCUGACUGAUCACCUUUAUCCUAUGAUGAACCAUUUCUAUCCUGAUGGGAGUGGUGAGGACUCACUGAAUGGUUCGAUGAGUAUAAAAAUUAUUAUAGUAGAUUAUAUCUUGUCGCCUGCACAGUACAUCUCAACCCAGUUAAACACAUGAGAGAUUCUGGAGUGAUGUGUUAGACCACCACCAAGUGCAAGAAUAUUUGUCUAUCACUUCAGUACAGUUCCAGAGACUUGUAGAAUCUGUGCCAAGUAACAGUGAAGCUGUUCUGAUGGCUUGUGAUGAACAAGUGCCUUACUAAGACACUUUAUAUUUCCUUUAAUUUGCCAUUGAGUUUUUUUUAAAGCAAAAUAAACAUAUAUGCCAUAGUGACACAAAACAGGAAACAAGCUUUUUGGAGAUAUGAUAUGAUGAAUUGUGCAGAGAUCAGCCUUCUUCAAAUCUGAAGAAACUUUCAGAUAUGACGAGUGGAAUUCAAGCAGAAGAGAUUGUUUCCCUCUUGAAGAAAGAAGCAUGCAAGAUGAUUUGGUGUUCUCGUCACGCCGCUCACCGGUCAUCUGCUUGAAUGGCUGUGUAGCCUCCAGUCAGCCUCUAGCAUCCAACAUUGGACUAGAAAUCCUGAAAAGUGGGGGAAACGCUGCAGACGCUGCUGUAGCUGUGGCCGCGGCCCUGAAUGUAACAGAGCCUACAAGCACAGGAAUCGGAGGAGACGCCUUUUGUCUCUUUUAUGACGCUGCGAGCAGACAAGUUCGAGGACUUAAUGGGAGUGGAAGGAGUCCUAAAGCUCAGACUCUGGAACUGAUGGAGGCGUGUGGAUUCAGUCAGAGUAACCCACCACCUUACUGCCAUGCCUUCAAUGUCACUGUGCCUGGAGCUGCAGCAUGUUGGUGUGACACAGUGAACUUGUUUGGGAGCAAAAAGCUCUCUUUAGCGGACGUGCUACAGCCAGCUAUAGAUCUGGCCCAGAAUGGUUUCCCAGUGGCCGAGAUUACAGCGUACCAGUGGGCUGAGGGUGCCAAAUCCCUGAGGGCUGCUGGGAGAGAACUUGGAGGAGAUUUACUUAUUAACAAUCAACCACCUAAACAUGGACAGGUCAUGACAAAUCCUAACCUUGCACGCACCUUCCAGGAGCUUGUACUGCAUGGGAGAAAGGGAUUCUAUCAGGGCAGGAUCGCCCAGGCUGUGGUUGACGUCGUGCAAGAAAAUGGUGGUGUGAUGAGCUUGUACGACAUGAAGAACCAUGUCACCGCUGAGAUCACACCAAUUUACAUCGAUUACAAAACGGUACGAGUUUGGGAGGUCCCACCCAACAGUCAAGGGAUGGCAGCUCUUAUUGCUCUUAAUAUCCUUCAGAGUUUUCCUAUCAAAGACAUGGUCCACAACAGUGCCGACUACCUGCACACACUGGUCGAGUCACUGAAAUUGAGCAUGACUGAUACCAUGCACUUCAGCACAGACCCAGAUAAAAUGAAUGUGCCUGUGGAGGGGCUUCUUUCCAAGGAUUAUGCUCUCCAGCGAGCACAGUUCAUCCAAAUGGACAAAGCCAGGAGUGUGUGUGAGCCUGGGAUUCCCACAGGAAGUGACACGGUGUAUUUCACUGUGGUGGACAAAGAGGGAAACGCCUGCUCCUUUGUGAACAGCAAUUACAUGGGCUUUGGCACUGGCCUUGUCCCACGAAACUGUGGAUUUUCCCUGCAAAAUAGAGGUGCUAAUUUCUCUCUGGACUCCAAUCAUGUGAACUGCAUAGGCCCAGAGAAGAGGCCAUACCACACAAUAAUCCCUGCCAUGCUCACAGAUCCCUUGUCAGGGCGCCUCCUCUGCUCCUUUGGGGUGAUGGGGGGCUUCAUGCAGCCUCAGGGUCAUGUGCAGGUAUUGCUCAACAUGGUAGAAUUUGGCAUGAAUCCUCAGCGUGCACUCGAUGCCCCACGUGUGUUCGUGUCGUAUGAUCAGGCUGCACGGCUAUGGCAGCUCAAUCUGGAGGCGGGCAUGGACCGAGGUGUGGCCGAUGAGCUCAGACGGCGAGGCCAUGCGGUGAACUGGCCAGUAAAAGGACAUGAACGGGACCGGUUUGGACGCGGGCAAAUGAUCAGCAUAGGAAAGUGGUGGUGGGACUUAAGUGAUGAAAAACCAGAGGGAGAAGAGAGGGUACUGUGGGCUGGAUCUGAUCCUAGGGCAGAUGGAUGUGCUGUGGGAUAUUAGCUAGAAAACUGAAGUGAAAUACAUGCACUAUUAGGGUUAGUGGACAAAAAUGAGAGCCCAUAUUACCUAUAAUUGGAUGAACAGUGAAAUGCCUUUAAGACGAUGCACAGGUCCAUUUGCCUUCAUGUAUGUAUUAUUAGACAAUGCUGAAAUGCUUCACAGAUAAGUAUUUUAAAUUUUUAAAAAAACGUUUUUAAGUGCUUCACACAGACAACCAGAAUCAGUUUGCAGUGAAAAGAAAAAUGACCGGGAGGACAUAGAUGUGUGGCAGUCUGGAAAAACCUGUCAAAUGUCUCUGGAUCUGAAUUCUGGCAAACAUACUGGCCUGUAACAUACUUCGACACUUCAACUUUAGGAAUCCAUAAAUAUUUCACCAAAUCAAUGUGGAAAGGUUUUUUUUUUCUUCUAGACGUCCUGCAAAGAUUAAGGAGCCACUUUUAACAAACACAGCUGUAAAAACACACUAAAUGUCAGGCUUUGGACAUAUUGUAUAGCUAUGUGCCCAUAGCAAAAUGGACAUAAGCCUAAUCAAUACAGGUUUUUUUUAGUCAAAGAAGGGCUGUCAAAAUGUCAGUGAUCUUCCUGUGCCACAGUCGGAGCGAAUCUUUAAAUGUAAUUGUCUCUCUAUAGUUUUUCACAUUUGAUUGAGAUACAUGCAAAAGAUAAACAUGUUUCAUAUGAAGCCUGUUGUUCUCAGAGCUUUAUACUGUACAAUAGAAAUAGAUUUCAUUUUGUGAUGGGUUUUCCAAGACUGCCCCACAUUUGAAUAAUUACAAACCUAAUAUCAUUUUAUGUAGUGAGAAAAAUGCUAAAGCCACCCCUAACUCUAACCUUAAUCUUCCUAGAGUUUGAUACAACUUCAGUCACAUAACAGUCCAUCCAGGAUUACAUGAUUUUGCGAUCACAGAAAUGAACGCAAAAUCAAGCAAACUCUGCAAUAUUCUGUGGAUCUUGUGAUUUUUCAAAACUACCACAGAUUUUCUGCAGAUUUGGGCCGAGACGCGUAUUGUGACAUCAUCACAACACGCAUUCAGCCAAUGCCAUCUUGGAUUUACGUGCGUCGAACAUGAGUACAGCGAAAAGGUCUCAUUUACCAACAAACAUGAUUGUGAAAGACCGUGCAAAACUAUUUCGUGCAAUUUCAACUUUGCCAAUUCAAGUAGUUUUUCCGCAAAGAAAAAAGCACAAAACUUUGCAAAUUGCAUAGCAAAUUUUGAACAAAAGCCAAAGCAUUUUUGGUUGCAAAUGUGGACUUUUUUGGCUGCAUUUUUGGACUGAUAUGAAUUAUGUCUCUGCAAGCAUAAAUUAGUUCAGGUAUGUGACAUAGAGUGUAGUGGUUUAAGGAUUAAUAAUAAUAAUAAUAAUAAUAAACUGUAUUUUAUAGAGUGCCUUUAAAAGCAGCUUCUCAAAGUGCUGUACACAAAAUAAGCAGUACGCAGAAAAAAAUAAAAUUGUAAAAUAAUAAUAAUAAUAAAAAAUAAAAUAAUUAACCAUUUAAUUAAGCUGAUUUUCAGAACACUUUUUAAAUGUUGCAUGCUGAAGUUUAAAGAAUCUUCUCAUUAUUUAGUUAUCCAGUAACUACAGUGAAAUUAAAAUACAGUAAAACAGUAUGCAGAACAUUAUACAGUAUGAGUUUAUGGGGUUAAAUAUACAGUUCAUUCUGAGAUAAGAACAGCUUUAAAGUGCAGCUUUACACAAAUUUUUUGCCAAUAUAUUACUUUGUUGUUCUAAAGAUCAGUUUUGAGAUAAUCCAAAGUUCAGCCCCAAGAUUACCUCAAGACACAAUAAGCUUAGCACACACAUGACGAAGACGCACACGCUUAGCACACAAAUUUUCUCAUGCUUUCCAGUAAUAAAAGCAGCUAUGUAUGCCAAAUGCAGGCAUAAUAAUGUGUAAAUACAGUACUGAUGAAUAGUCGUAUGAGAUUAGGUGAGAAAUGAGAGUAGUAGAGAUAAAACUCCCACUGAUUUGCACAUGAAUUGUGCCAGAUAUAGAUGCGAAUUACGGUAACCCUAGUGGUUAAGGAAGUACAGCCUAUUUCUUUCAAUUGAUAUCACUGAUUGUAAGUUGCCUCAUUAUUUUAUUUGAAGUAUUUCUGGAACGCAUUAAACAUUUUUCCUCAACAGAAA
Molecule: messenger RNA, 5012 nt
Organism: Ictalurus punctatus (channel catfish)
Lineage: Eukaryota; Metazoa; Chordata; Actinopteri; Siluriformes; Ictaluridae
Product: glutathione hydrolase-like YwrD proenzyme
Exons: 12
Coding region: 1197-2882 (561 amino acids)
Source: RefSeq, a predicted model, not a curated record